UCGUCGUUUCCGUACCAAAGUCUGGCGGUUUCUUUGACCGAAGCAUAGCUACGAUGGAAAUAGCAGGUGCGGACGGAACCAAAGUGGAAAUCAAUCGGGGAGAAACACUGGAGCUCGGAAGAGGGCACGGCUUCAAUUCUUCUGACAAGACCAUCUCUCGGCGCCAAGUUUCGUUCUUCAUCCCCAAAAUUGAUGGAAAUCGAGAGGUCCGCGCUCAGUUUGAAGUUCUGGGUAGAAACCCUAUCUACGUGAGCAGGAACAAUGGAGUCGAGAUACUCCGGAGGUUCGAAAGAGGUGAAAUGGAGAGUGGAAAUAUGUUUUGCGUUUCGGCGAAGGAUCCAGUUUGGUAUACGUUGAGAGGAAUUAGGGAUUGCGGCGCAAGUGUUCGACGAAAUGACUUGGAGCGUGAAGUGCCUGUGAAUUUGGACAGCGGAGAGGUUGAAGAUUUCCAGCUAGAGGAUGUUGAUAUCUCCGAUAUUGAUCCUGUAAAAGAAUUUGGAUUCUUUGUGAUAGGGCAUGAGUUGGAUUUGUACCCCAAGAUAUUGAUUCGCGAUGUGAAGAAAUGGGAUUGGUUUCUUGACGAAGGAAGAGGCAAUGAGGAUGACGAUGAGAAUGGAGGAAAGAAAGGUAGAAAGAAGAGGAAGAAAGGAGCAGAGGUCGAUGAUGAGGAUUGGACCAGCGAAUGCGACGAAGACAGUGUGUUAGUUAAUAAACCUAAGAUCCCGCAAAAGCCAAAGUAUGCAAUGAGGUCCAAGGAUCGUGGUAAAGCGAGUAAAGCCUCCGAUAAAGGAAAGAAAAUUGGGGAUGUGGAUGAUGAAGUUGAUGAUGAGGAUGAAGAUGAUGAAACGUUGGGGGGCUUCAUUGUGGAUGAUGAAAACUUGGACGAUGAUAAAGAGAUCGGUGAAGAAGAAGACGAAGAAGAAGAAGAGUUUGUCGAUGAAGAUGAUGAGUGAAGGUAGACAGCAAAUUUUGAUGGCUGGAUUUCGAUAAGGUAUGUGUAUUUGUUUAAGUGACGUGUUGUUAUUGUAAAGUUCUUUCCCUGGUUCUGAAUGGAUUUGAUUUACAUCGAUAGCAGAUAGUGUAAUUUUAUACUACAAAUCAAAUAUCGAUUGCUGACUAACACUUGGAACAGCCUAAGUUACUGCUGUGGUCAUAUUUAUAUGUUCUUUUUUGUACCCAAAGCAAUUUCAUGCAUCA
This is a messenger RNA of Andrographis paniculata, 1197 nucleotides long. RefSeq lists its product as uncharacterized. NCBI's taxonomy places the organism in Eukaryota, Viridiplantae, Streptophyta, Magnoliopsida, Lamiales, Acanthaceae. Gene Ontology annotation, molecular function: protein binding. The coding region runs from base 54 to 953 and encodes 299 amino acids. The transcript has 2 exons. The record is from RefSeq and is a predicted model, not a curated record.